Thelazia callipaeda (thelaziosis nematode) is the source of this 1209-nucleotide messenger RNA. Lineage: Eukaryota; Metazoa; Nematoda; Chromadorea; Rhabditida; Thelaziidae. The record is from the annotation of a GenBank genome assembly.
CUGUUACCGUUUGACAAGCCACUUUGUGAUAACUAUGUAGAUCCAUCACAGUCACAUAAGUAUCAGUUUUGGGAUACACAACCAGUUCCAAAGUUUGCUGAAGCGGUUUUGGAAAAUAAAGCUAUCGAACCACCGUUGAAAAUCUCAGAUGUUCGGCAAGAGCCAUUUUCAUUACCUGAGCCAUUUUGUUGGAGUGAUCUUGAAAUCGAUAAUGAAACAGAAUUGAUGGAAUUAUACACAUUUUUGGCGGAAAAUUACGUGGAAGAUGAAGAUAAUUGGUUUCGCUUCGAUUACAGUCCUCAGUUUCUACUUUGGGCGCUCAAAGCUCCGGGAUGGAUGAAGAAAUGGCAUUGCGGUGUUCGGGUUAAAACUAGUAGGAAACUGAUUGCUUUCAUAUCUGCUGUACCUUCAGUCAUACGGGUCUAUGAUGAAGUAAUCAAAAUGGUAGAAAUAAAUUUCCUUUGUGUGCAUAAAAAACUUCGUUCAAAAAGAGUGGCGCCAGUUUUGAUACGUGAAAUCACCCGUCGUGUGAAUUGUGAGGGUAUUUUUCAAGCAGCUUUUACUGCUGGUGUCAUUUUGCCGAAACCGAUUUCGACAUGCCGAUAUUGGCACCGAUCUCUCAAUCCGAAGAAGCUCAUAGAAGUGAAAUUUUCACGACUUCCUAGAAAGAUGACUAUGCAAAGAACAUUGAAGUUAUUUAAACUUCCAGAGCAGCCAUUAACUUCAAAUUUAUCACCGUUAAUGGAACACCAUAUUGAUGAUGCGCAUCGCCUUUUGAAAAACUACCUGAAGAAAUUUUAUCUGGCUCCGAAGUUUAGCAGAGAAGAUUUUAGGCACUUUUUUCUACCACGUGAGGAUGUAAUUUAUAGCUACGUUGUCGUGAACAAAGAGAACAGAGUGACUGAUCUGAUCAGUUUUUACUCACUGCCUUCAUCGGUCCUACAUCAUGCUCGCUACAAAUCGGUUCGUGCUGCAUAUUCAUUUUAUAACGUCGCGACCUCAGUACCUCUCAAGCAACUUAUAAAUGACGCCCUGAUUUUGGCCCGAAAUUCUGGUUACGAUGUGUUCAAUGCUCUUGAUCUUAUGGACAACAAAAAAAUACUAGAAGCACUGAAGUUCGGCACUGGUGAUGGAAAUUUGCAGUACUAUCUGUAUAACUGGAAAUGUCCUGUUAUGAAACCAGAGAAAGUAGGACUUGUACUGCAAUAG